AAAAACCCGCGAGUAUUUGGUUCAACAAGUCCUACAACCGCCUGUUAUGUGAACAAACUGCUUUAAUCUUGCACUAUUUGACCAGUUUUCUGCACAUAAUGCCAGCCACGAGUGAUAUACAUCCAGCAGGAGAGUUUAAGUCAGCAGCAGCAGCAGAAAAGCAGAGUCCUGAGGAUGCAGUUCAUUUCUCUCUGUUCUGUGAUGAACGCGGAUAUCUGAACCAGAUUAAAUACAUUUUACACAAUGGAGUGAGAAAAGGAGACCGAACAGGAACAGGAGUCGUGUCUGUGUUUGGGUUACAGGCCCGAUACAGCCUCAGAGAUCAGUUUCCUUUGCUAACAACAAAACGUGUCUUCUGGAAGGGGAUUUUGGAGGAGCUACUGUGGUUCAUCAAGGGUUCAACUAACGCAAAAGAGCUUUCAGAGAAAGGUGUGAAGAUUUGGGAUGCCAACGGCUCACGGGAGUUUCUUGAUAAGAACGGAUUCACCGAGCGUGAGGAAGGUGACCUGGGCCCUGUGUAUGGCUUCCAGUGGAGACACUUUGGAGCAGAGUACAAAGACAUGCAUUCUGAUUACUCCGGCCAAGGUGUCGACCAGUUGCAGAACGUUAUUAACACCAUCAAAUCCAAUCCAGAGGACCGGAGGAUCAUCAUGUGUGCCUGGAACCCUAAAGAUCUGCCCCUGAUGGCUCUGCCACCUUGUCACGCUCUGUGCCAGUUUUACAUCUCUGACGGUGAGCUGUCAUGUCAGUUAUACCAGCGCUCCGGAGACAUCGGCCUGGGUGUCCCCUUCAACAUUGCUAGCUAUGCCCUACUCACAUACAUGAUCGCCCACAUCACAGGGCUGAAGCCUGGUGAUUUUGUACAUACUCUUGGUGACGCUCACAUCUACCUCAACCACAUUGAGCCUCUAAAAAUACAGCUUCAGAGGGAGCCACGGCCUUUCCCUAAGCUAAAGAUCCGUCGCAACGUCGAACGCAUUGAUGAUUUUACAGCUGAGGAUUUUGAGAUAUGUGACUAUGAUCCAUAUCCUACAAUCAAGAUGCAGAUGGCAGUAUAAUCACAGUUUCUUGCUAAAUGUAAACAGCCAGUUUUGUAAUGUUUACUGUUACUGUAAAUAUUUAUCCUAAAAUUUGUUUUGCUAAUAUAAAUUCGAAAUAAACAAUCCAUACAAAUCUG
Molecule: messenger RNA, 1177 nt
Organism: Tachysurus vachellii
Lineage: Eukaryota; Metazoa; Chordata; Actinopteri; Siluriformes; Bagridae
Gene: tyms
Product: thymidylate synthetase
Exons: 7
Coding region: 99-1058 (319 amino acids)
Biological process (GO): dTMP biosynthetic process
Cellular component (GO): cytosol; mitochondrion
Molecular function (GO): thymidylate synthase activity
Source: RefSeq, a predicted model, not a curated record